Molecule: messenger RNA, 642 nt
Organism: Euleptes europaea (tarantolino)
Lineage: Eukaryota; Metazoa; Chordata; Lepidosauria; Squamata; Sphaerodactylidae
Gene: DCTN6
Product: dynactin subunit 6
Exons: 7
Coding region: 1-594 (197 amino acids)
Biological process (GO): mitotic spindle organization
Cellular component (GO): dynactin complex
Molecular function (GO): dynein complex binding
Source: RefSeq, a predicted model, not a curated record
AUGGCCGAGCCGUUGGAAAAGAUGGCGGAGAAGGCGCCGAAAAGUGUGAAAAUUGCUCCAGGGGCUGUUGUCUGUGUCGAAAGUGAAAUCAAGGGAGAUGUGACCAUUGGGCCCAGGACGGUGGUUCACCCCAAAGCACGGAUAGUUGCGGAAGCAGGACCCAUCGUGAUUGGGGAAGGUAACCUCAUUGAAGAACAGGCGGUGAUCAUAAAUGGCUUUCCUGAGAACAUCACACCCGACACGGAAGACUUGGUACCCAAACCAAUGAUCAUUGGCACCAACAAUGUGUUCGAAGUUGGCUGUUAUUCGCAGGCAAUGAAAAUAGGAGACAACAAUGUCAUUGAGUCCAAAGCAUUCGUGGGUCGGAACGUGAUCUUGACCAGCGGCUGCAUCAUCGGUGCUUGUUGCAACGUUAACACCUAUGAGGUCAUCCCUGAGAACACAGUCAUCUACGGGGCCGACUGCCUUCGCCGAGUGCAGACCGAGAGGCCGCAGCCACAAACAUUGCAGUUGGACUUCCUAAUGAAAAUACUGCCCAACUAUCACCACCUGAAGAAGACCAUGAAAGCAACCUCUACUCCUGUGAAGAGCUGAAGACUUCCUUGCAUGAUUGCCAAAAUCGCCACAGGGACGCCGCCUCCU